Molecule: messenger RNA, 6881 nt
Organism: Mya arenaria
Lineage: Eukaryota; Metazoa; Mollusca; Bivalvia; Myida; Myidae
Exons: 6
Coding region: 137-733 (198 amino acids)
Source: RefSeq, a predicted model, not a curated record
CACGUGUGUGUCGUAUUGUUUUGAUCGGAAACACGCGAUUUUUGAAAUCAUGUGUAUAUAUGUAUCAAUUAUGAACUAGUUUAAAGUUUUUAAUUAAAUUAUAAUACAUUUUUUAAACUCGUGUAAAUAGCUUAGGAUGGGCCUGUGUUCAUAUGUCUGUAGCAGCACGUUUGGUGAUUUAUACAUUUGGAUCACACGAUUAUUCGGACUGUUCACUGCUGUUGCUCUCCUGGGCAUUGCAGUGGAAACACUUGUUUAUGGGCAUUACCUAGGUUACGUAAUACUUGUUGAGGGCAUCAUAGUAACAUUCUUGGAAGUGGUAUUUGGAAUAACAUACAUUGUUAAUCUGUGUUGUAGUGUGGACACGUGCUUCAAGCAGUGUUGGGACUGUGUGUUAUGGCUCGAUGACUGGAAGAAAGCAGUUUUAUUCUUUAUCUUCUCUAUACCAUGCUUUAUACAACCGUCUCAAGUCUGGUUAGCUGUAAUAGCUGGUAUAAUGCUUGUCAUUAGUGCUAUAUUAAAUAUUUUUAAAACUUUCAAAACCCGGGUUGAAAAGGAGAGAAAAACGCACACCCAGACGCCAUCAUACGACAAGUUUGAAGAAAUACAUGAAGAUGGUGACAUAGAUGACGAUGAUGAUGAAGAUGAUUUGGAAGGGGUUAUAACACAGCCCGGUACCAUGACGAUUUUAGAAGAUGAUAUAGGUGAUCAAGUAGAGAUCCUGGAAGUCUGACCCCGCGCCCAUUUCCCUUGACCCCAACUCGGGACAUGGAACAUUCAAUUGUCAUUAAUUGCUUAUUGUGAUAUCUCAGUUACAGUUUUCCCAACCACACCUAAAUGUGUACUCUCCAGUGCUUUGUCAGAUGUCGUCCAUUGUCAUUGUUUUAUUCUGUCCACAAAAUGUGCUUGUUUAUUUGUCUAGUGCUUUGUGUUAACUUUUAAGAAAUUCUAGAUCUGUUUGUUAUUUAAGAAAAUCUAGAUCUGAUCAUUUUCAAUUCAAAAAUCCUAGAUCUGAUUGUUUCCAUAAUUAUUUGGAACCAUUAGUAUAAUCAUUUAUUAUAUGCCUAUCCAUAUGAAACCCUUUUACAUAUCUGAACGCAUGCCGAUGUCCUAGAAAAUCUGUAUCAUUCGCGCUAUUAUCAUUUUCUGAUCCAAUGUCAUGACAGAUAUGUUGGGUGCUGCCUUUUAUACACUGACAUUUAUUUAAAUUCUAUUAUCAAUUAUGAAUAACAACAUUUUUCAAGAAUGUAUAGUAGAAACUAUUUCAAAAUUAUUCCACUGCUGAUUUGUGUUUAUGUUCAUGAAAAUCCACUAACUCAUUAAAUCAAUUGAUUAAUGACAUCAUUUCUGGAUUGGAAUUUGCGGGAAAUGCGGUGUAACUGCAAGUGUAGUUUUUUGGUUAAAGCAUUGAACAGGUUGUAAAACAUGAAAUAAAUCAAAGCAGGCAUGUUAUGAAAGGAUAAUUAAGAUGGAAAGCUUCUGAAUACCUGUAUUGUGUCUGAUAUUUGGUGUAUAGACAGACAUUCAUCUUGACCCCUAUGCAGUCUCGAUGGAUAUGUGUUUACACCAAGCUCGAUUUGAUACAGGGCAUCACAAAGUCCAUCAUAAUAUCCUCUAUAAUAUUUCGUUCUACAUUUACAUGUUCUGAGAUAUGGCAGCAUAAUUGUAAUUUCCUUGCACUAACUUAAUUUAUUAUGGCUAUUUGUUUUGUAUGAAAGGAUUCAGAAACUGUCUCCUAGUCAGGAAUGUUAGUAUCACAAUAGUCAAUAGUUGAAACCCAUAAUUAUUCUGGUUUUCCCAUGCUUAUCCUCCGGUACAAAAAGUAUAGUACCAUUUUAGUAGACCCAGUAUUUCAGAAAUAUUAGAUUCAAUUCUCUGUUCCCUGAAAUUCAAUAGCCUGAAUGUAAUUUUUAAUUUGUACUGGUAUGGCAAGACCCAGUAAUGUGAACUCCGGUUUAUAUCCAUUACAAGCUGUAUACCAGAGUGACAGUCUUAACAUAUUAUAUCAUAUUAACCCAUCAAAAUGUUUGUCAAGUCAAUUUUUAAUAUAAUGUGACACCAGUAUCAUAUUAAAAUUCUGUAAAUACGAGGGUAAUAUACAAAUCUUGUAGGGUAAGUCACAAUACCAUGACUAUGAUUGAAAGAACCUUUUGAUGAGCCUACAUGCAAUUAGCUCAACAUAGUUGCCCCAAUAGCAGUUUGGUGUAUGUGCUUGUGUCCGUCCAUGCAUCCAUUUACCGGAUAUGGCUUGUCUGUUCUGUAGCUUGGCCAGCAUGAGGGUACUUAAAAGUUAGUCACUGGCACAAAUGUUACAAAAAGAAGAAGGAAUGUCAUGUGCCAGAUCUUUGUAAGUCAUACUUACAAGGUCACUAGUCAAAAUUCCUUGUAAUUCAGUUUUGAUCAGUCCAAAAUUUGGCCAUGCUUUUGGGUUUUUUAAAUAAAUGUUCACCAUGAGAAGGCACCUCAUGUUCAAUACACAGGUAUUAAGGCCUAAGGUCAAGAUCACACUCGAGGGUAAAAUUUCCUUGUAUUUUGACCUGUUAGUUCUGUAACUUGCUAAAUCAUUAGAUAUUCUAUAACAACUUGGCACAAUAAAAUGAAAUGGGUCUAAAAUCAAGGUCACACUCAUAGGUCAGAUUUUUUUUUUCUUUAUUGACAUCACUGUCGAACAUUGCUAUCAACUUUCCCACAAUUACAUUCAAGGUCAACGAACUUUCUCAGAACUGUUCUAUGAUUGUGACAGUGACUGUCUCAUCAUUGUUUGUUCUUCGCAAACAAACGUCUAGUUAAAUGUAGUAAAUAUGGGAUAGGGUUUUAGAAUACACCAAAGUGACCAUUUGUUUUUACUUGGUUAUCUCAGUGUAGGUAUAUGAUGAUAUAUAUAUAUAUAUAUAUAUAUAUAUAUAUAUAUAUAUAGUAAUGCAGUGUGACAGUUGAUAUAUGGCUGUCUUUGUGUAUAUUUGAUGAUAUAUAUGCAAUACAGUGUCACUAUUGAUACUGGAAAUAUUUCUGUACUAAAAACAGAAACCAAAUUGAAAAUGUUUGUUAAAUACAAUAUUAUUCCGAUGUUCUGGCCUGAAAAAUACAGUGUCAUGUCAUCUCAUUGAUUCAAAUUGCAGUGAAGUUUAAUUGUUGUAGAUUGUAUUGAUUGCAAAAGUACUGACUAUGCUAAAGUUAUUGAUCAGAUCAUUCAGAGAGAAUAUUUCAAUUUAAUGGGACUACACACCAGAUGAUACCAUUAUAAGAAAAAAAGAAAAUUGUCAAAAUCUUGAAUAUCAUUGUGUAUGAUGCAUUGAAUCUUUCUUACUGAUGUAUCACAUUGCCUACAAGACAUGUGUCUCUCGCAGUUUUUGCCCAUUUUCCCAAAUCAAAAUUUACUGGGAUGGUCUACCACAUAAAUCCCAGUAUAUUUUAAAAGAGUUGGUAUAUGUAUCUGUACUAAUCACAGGACUUGCACAUGCUAAAAUAUACACACUGUAAGCUGGGAAACCAUUAUGCCCUUUUUUAGGUAAACUCAUCUUAAACAGUGACACAUUAUUCUUUUUAUCAUGUCAAAUGAUGUAUGAUCAGCCUCAUAUUAGCUCGUAGUGAUAAUUCUAGGCUUGUUUUGACGAAAUAUUGUAUUUGCCGAUUUUGGGACCAUCUGGUGUCUAGUCCCUUUAAAGGGUCACCAUGAAGUUAACUGAAGUUGGAAAAUAAUGUUCUCUUCUAUGUUAAUCUAUAAAUAACUAUUACAGGUAUCAUGUGUACAACUUUCUUAUAUUCCAUCUUUACAAGUAGCCUUUUUAAUAAAACUUGUGUAUUUUUUAGUGAUUUAUAUGGAACUGUUUUGUGUAAGAAAUAACUGUUGAUUUUUGUGAGAAAAUGAAUCUCUGUUGUGCAUCUAUAUAAACUUUAUAUUUAAGUAAUUGCUCAAGAUCAUUGGUGUAAUAACCCCUCUUAAUGUUGUCAACAUGUAACCACAAAUGUAAUAAUAGAAUACACUUAAUUACUUUCUUUGUCAACCUAUCUGCUAGGUGAAAUUGAUAGAUAUUAAUGUUCAUAGUUACAGUUUAUGUGAACUUCUCUAUAUUCUGUUAUAUUUAAAGCAUUCUGUCUUUUUUAAGGAAUCUCAUUUGGGAAAUAUUUAAGUGUUUGUCAAUGUUAUGCUGCUUUUUAAUUUAGUUUAAACUUUGUUUGCUUUUAACAAAAAUAUCCUGGUCUUGUUUCUUGAAACACAGAUUAUAUUAUUAAGUGCUAGUAUAUGAUUGAUUAAUUAGGUAGUUAGAAAACUAUUUGCUUACUUACUAUUUUUUGUUCUGCUAAAUAGUGCUAGUAACCUCUGUCAUAUUUAAUGCCAUGAACUUUUCAAAACCUGUUAAAACACUAUCAAACCAACUGUCGUUCAACCAUGAUAACUUGACAUAUUUAGGUAAUGUUGCUCUAAAACAAUUGGUUUUAAAUAUAGAAUUGAAAAUAAUAUAGAAUUGAAAAUAUGACUUAUAUUUUUCAAAUCUGCAAUGCCAACAGGAAUGUGAAAGAUAUUUGUCUUUUUAUUAUUUGCAAUAUUUAUAUUUUUUACCCUUACUACCUAUAUUAAUUAUUAUCAUUAUAUACAUAUCUUAGUUAUUAAUUGAUUACCCUUCAUGCAAAAAGGAUGCUACACUGUUUGAUUGGGGCAGGGAACUGAAAAAAGUGUAAUUGGUACAGGCUUGUAGCUUUCUUAUUAUAAUGAGGCCAUUUUAUCCUCAACCAUAGUAACAAAAUAUUGUAAGAUCAUGAAGUAUAAUUCAAUAAUGAGUGAAUGUCGCAAAUUAAAUUGAAAAUUUUCCUUGCUAUCCAACUAUCUUUGACAUGGCAGAUGGAAUAUGAACUUUUAAAUAGAUAUUAUAAAUACUCAGAAAUAUCAAUUCAGAAUCAAUGAUCUUACAAUAUACAUGUUAUAAAGAUGGCUGCGAAACUCAGAUAAAUAAUGAGAAGUAUAAACAGAAUUUGUCAGUUGUUUUCAUCUUACAAUGUUACUAUAUGACCUGCCAUAGAAUUGAACCAACUAAGGUAUUGUAAUAGCAAUGUUUCUAUCAAUGAUUGUCCCAGCCCUCCCCUUGCCGGGGGAUUUAGACAAACUGAACCUCCUGUUGCUCGAGUUGGAAGGUUUGUUGAAUCAGAUAUGUUUAUUGCUAUGUAAAUUUUGACAAUGUCUGAUCAAAAUGGCAGUCUCAUGCAUCAGCUUUUUCAAAAUCCUGUUUUUUGGGAAUCAUUAACAUUAAGAUCACUUGCAUGCCUUCCAUCCAGCUUGGGGGAAUAACAUAGGUCAAGGCAUGUUGAAUCUACUUCAUGUUAUUAGUGGUGAAUUGUAGAUAUUUUUACCCUUAUAUUUAAGUGCCAUACAUUACAUGUAAAAAACAAAAUUCAUUAAAGAUAAACUUUUUUCUUAUACUAGUAAGGUUAAUUUUCUAUCCAAAAUGUGAAAUCAAAAUUAAAAAUAUACUUAACAAAAUAUGUUUUAAUAACAAAAACAUUCUAUUAUAUGUAUAAACCAGAUAUGUUAAAUAAUCCUACUGCUAGGAUAAUGCCCACAAUGUUCCCUCACUGAUAGUCUGUUUUUACACGUUACUAAGGCAGUCUGAAAUGGUGGAGUAAUCUUCAUGGCCAAUGAUAUACUCAGGAUGUAAUAACUAGUGUUGGCUUGUAAUUAAUGUGAACCCAUGUACAUUUGUGUAGAAUUUUACCAUCACAAAGAAUUAUUUUAUUGGGUUUAAUUAUAAUAAUAAUUUAAAUAUAUUUGUGAUAACCAAGAACUAAAUGUAACUAUCAAGUUUUACUUAAGAUGCAUUAUGUAUGCUAUACAUGUAGAAUUCUUUUAGUCAUAAAAGUUGUCAAAAAUGUUUUUGACAACUGUGUUAGAAAAUUUAGUUGUUGACACUCGACCGAGAUUUCUGAUUCAUAUUUUGUAUACACAUUGUUUAUGAAGACUAUUUUAUUCGGAUAAUCGAGUGAUUGGGAAACACAACAUGUGCUAACCCUGUAACAAAGGGUAGUUAGUGAAAACCCCCUUCACUUGUAUGAGUAGGCUGACUGAUGUUCACAUGAGUAGGCUGACUGAUGUUCACAUGAGUAGGCUGACUGAUGUUCACAUGGGUAGGCUGACUGAUGUUCACAUGGGUAGGCUGACUGAUGUUCACAUGGGUAGGCUGACUGAUGUUCACAUGGGUAGGCUGACUGAUGUUCACAUGGGUAGGCUGACUGUUGUUCACAUGGGUAGGCUGACUGAUGUUCACAUGGGUAGGCUGACUGAUGUUCACAUGCAUAGGCUGACUGAUGUUCACAUGGGUAGGCUGACUGAUGUUCACAUGGGUAGGCUGACUGAUGUUCACAUCAAAUGCCUUCCAUAAUGUUUAAUGGAUGUAUAACAUUCACCUUGUAUAAGCCUGUAUAAUAUAGAUCAAAACUUUUGCAUGACUUUGUAUCUUUCAUACUCACUUUAAACUGGUGGCUAGUACAUAUACCUGGAUGGUGUGGCACGCGAGGGGUAGUGUACAGGUACAAGUGUCUGUCCAAGAAGCGUUUUGCAACCUUUAUAAUAAGAUUCAUUUUCACACAUAUUUGGUUAGAUUUCAUAUUCAUAGAGAACAUCCUUUGAUGAAAGUUAUUUUCUGUAAAAUGAACACAUUAGAGAAGUGAAUACUUCAUUCAGACAAUUUUUGCUUGUAGAGAAAAGUCUGAGCAAUUGCAAUAUAUUCUGUGCUUUUUUAGAAUCCCACUGAUCUGUUUUUAUAUUGUUAUGUAUGUGUGUGUUAGUGAUCCACAGUUUUAUUUAAUAUGUAAAAGUUAAUGGUUUUGAACUUUGUGCUUUACUGACAUGAAGUAAUUGCACAGCCUUAAAUAAAAGUGUAAAACCCAUA